AUGACAACUGUUAAUCCACAAAUUACUGAUGCUGUUGAUGAAUCUGUUAAUUCUCAAAUUACUGAUUUAGUUUGGAAUAUUCCCAAAUCUUCAACAGUUAAAACCAAUUAUCAAAUUGAUAAACAUUUAAAACUUCAAAAUAAUCCAGAUUCAAUGGUAUUCAUUGAAACAAACUCUGAUUGUGUAAAUGAAAUCCUUAAAGUUGGUUCAUUAAAAUUACCAGUUCAAGUUAAACCUGUUGCUUGUUAUAGAAAGUUUAUUUCUUCCCAAUCUGUUGUCGGAACUCAACAAUAUGAAUUCUCAAAGAAAACUGGUUUCUCUUCAACCUUUAGUACAUCAACUUCAAUUAAAGCAAGUGUUGGUAGUUCAAUUGGAGUCUGUGAAACAAGUUUUGAAGUUUCAACAAGUUUUAGUUACUCAAGUACAAGUUAUAGUGAAACAACUGAAACAUUCACAGAAACUCUUUCAUCUGGUGACUAUACAGUGUAUCAAAAUGUUUUAUUAUAUGCUUUCAAAGUUGAUGCUGCUUCCGAUCCAGAUAUUAUGUCAGUAUUUAAAAAAGAUAGUCCAAACAUUGAAUUCCAUCAACGUAAUGGUACUCUAGAAUUUUAUUUCUUUGUUCCAGCUUAUAUGAACUCACCAUUUACAAUUGAAUUUUCAAAUGAUACCUAUAACCCAAUUAAUGAAGAUGAUCUAAUUAAUUAUUUAAUGAAUGAUGGUUAUAAUAAAUGGUCUUCAUUCUCUUUUAAAUAA
This is a messenger RNA of Dictyostelium discoideum AX4, 753 nucleotides long. RefSeq lists its product as hypothetical. Gene Ontology annotation, biological process: regulation of aggregate size involved in sorocarp development. The record is from RefSeq and is a predicted model, not a curated record. Bases 1 to 753 code for a protein of 250 amino acids. The transcript has a single exon. NCBI's taxonomy places the organism in Eukaryota, Evosea, Eumycetozoa, Dictyosteliales, Dictyosteliaceae.